GUUAGGUUGUGCUGACCCGAAGUUAUUAGGCAGAAAAGAGUAUAAUAAGUUGAGAAACUGCGAGAUCUCAGAAAUCACCUUUCCUACAAAGUACAAACCCCAAAAAUACCAUUUCUUCGUUCCAAAAACUGAACUGUUAAUUGUUUGAAGCUUAACAAUAAUGGCGCUAAAUCUUCGUCAAAAGCAAACUGAGUGCAUUACGCGGAUGUUAAAUCUGAACCAGCCGGUGAAUGCGGGUGCCACUGCCAAUGAGGAGGUAUACAAGAUCCUCAUUUACGAUCGCUUUUGUCAAGACAUUUUAUCCCCUUUGAUCCACGUCAAGGACCUUCGCAAACACGGGGUUACCCUUUACUUCCUCAUCGACAAGGAUCGCAAACCCGUCCACGAUGUUCCUGCUGUCUACUUCGUCCAACCCACCCAUCCUAAUGUACAGCGUAUCGUUGCCGAUGCCUCCAACUCUCUUUACGAUUCCUUCCAUUUGAACUUCUCCUCUUCUAUUCCCAGGCCCUUGCUCGAAGAUCUCGCUUCAGGCACGAUUAAUUCUGACUCGAUUGAAAGGAUCUCAAAAGUGCAUGAUCAGUACUUGGAGUUUGUCACGCUCGAGGAUAAUUUGUUCUCACUUGCCUACAAGAACUGUUAUCUUCAGCUGAAUGAUCCCUCUGCCGGGGAUAAAGAAAUCGAAGAGAUCAUUGAAAAGAUUGUUAGUGGCUUAUUUUGUGUGUUGGCUACUCUUGCUGUUGUCCCUAUCAUCAGGUGUCCCCGUGGUGGGCCUGCUGAGAUGGUGGCAUCCCUGUUGGAUCAGCGAUUGCGAGACCAUUUAUUAGCUAAAAAUAAUUUAUUCUCUGAGGGUGGGAAUUUCACUAGCUCAUUUCAGAGGCCAAUUUUGUGUUUAUUCGAUAGAAACUUUGAGUUGUCGGUAGCUAUACAACAUGAUUUUAGGUAUAGGCCACUUGUUCAUGAUGUGCUAGGUUUGAGAUUGAACAGGUUGAGUGUGCAGGGAGAGAAAGGUGGAAUGAAAUCAUUUGAGUUGGACAGAUCUGAUCCAUUCUGGGUGGCAAAUUGGUCAUUGGAGUUUCCAGAGGUUGCUGUGGAGAUAGAAGCUCAAUUGAACAAGUAUAAGAAGGAUGUUGAGGAGGUAAAUAAACGGACUGGUGGGAACUCAGGGGCUGAGUUUGAUGGGACAGAUCUGGUUGGCAAUACCAAGCAUUUGAUGAAUGCUGUAAAUUCCCUGCCGGAGUUGACAGAGAGAAAGCAAAUCAUUGAUAAGCACACCAAUAUUGCUACAGCAUUGUUGGGCGAGAUCAAGGAGAGGUCCCUAGACUCGUAUGCAAAAAAGGAGAACGAUAUGAUGGUAAGAGGUGUCAUUGAUCGCAGUGAGCUCAUUGGAGCUCUCAAGGGAAAAGGGACUAAGGUGGAUAAGCUGCGAUUUGCUAUCAUGUAUCUUAUCUCGACUGAAAGCUUACCUCAAUCAGAAGUUGAAAUGAUUGAAUCAGCACUUAGGGAGUCUGAGGUCGAUACCACGGCAUUUCAGUAUGUAAAGAAGAUAAAAUCAUUGAAUAUCUCUUUAGCAUCAGCAAAUUCUGCUAGUAGGAGCAACAUCGUCGAUUGGGCUGAAAAGCUCUAUGGGCAGUCAAUCAGUGCUGUAACUGCAGGUGUGAAAAAUUUAUUAUCCAGUGAUCAUCAGCUGGCUUUGUCAAGAACAGUGGAAGCACUAAUGGAGGGGAAACCCAAUCCAGAGAUUGAUUCUUAUAUUAUUUUUGAUCCUCGUGCAUCCAAGUCAAGCUCUGGGAUGAGUAGCAGUCAUCUGAAAGGACCAUUUAAAGAAGCUAUUAUCUUUAUGAUAGGUGGUGGUAACUAUGUGGAGUAUGGAAGCUUGCAAGAGCUUGCCAAUCGUCAACAGCCAGUUAAGCAUGUCAUAUAUGGGACAACAGAAAUUCUUACCGGAGGUGAGUUCAUCGAGCAGCUUGCACAGCUGGGGCAGAAGAUGGGAUUGGGAACUAGUGUCGCAACACCAGCCCAUUAAUGCAGAUGCUCUUUUUGUACAAUCCCUGAAGGAAACCCUUUUCGUGUUCAGUAUUAACUUUCUGCACUUUAUCAGGCUACAUGAGCAAAAUAUACACUUGAACCUAAUUGUCUGUUGAAUUUUUGGAGAAGAAUUUAUUGACCAUAUGCGUCAUAGUUCUCCUAGAUUCCGAUAUUUGGCUUAGAUGCAUAGAUAUUUUAAAUAUAGAAGAAUUCAUAUAUAAGUGCAAAUUUCUGUGGAGUUGUUUUAUAACUGUUGUUCUGUAGUUGACACACUUGGCGCUGUUUGUCUAACGUCCCUCACCGUCCAAGGUGGUUUCUUUGUAUUCCAGAUAAUUCUUUAUUUCCUGUUUUCUGGUAUUUGAAGUUGCUUUUCUCAUUCAGUAAAAACAUGUUUAUGUUCCUUUUUGUAAAGCUGCAUGAUUGGGCACAGCUUGACUUCUCAACUUAAAUGUGCAUGCAUCGCUGGCUUUUCAGAAUCAGUAGUCUGGGAAGAGUCACAUGUGACGAAGAACAGCUCAAUGUGGUGUAGUCUAUUUGACUGCUUGUCAAUCUCAAUUUCAUUUUUGGGUGAAUAAGGUGGCAGUUCAUAUUGACAGAAUUCUUUUCAUGCAUAAAAUGCAUUUGUAAGUGUUUAAGUUCUUAAUUAGCUUGGUAACUACUUUCUCGUUAUUAUUGAGUCAUUAUUUCUAGCUGCUUCAUUAUACUGCUAGCUUUUUCACGGAUAGAAACUUGUUUUCUGCAUAUCACAGAACUUCUGUUAUUCUUUGGGCUUACCUUGAAGCAUGUGGAUGGUGCAAUAAAGUAGAAGUCUUGAGUGGAUUGAGACUAUUCAUGCUUCUUCCAGCUUACUAGAAUAAAUAUUCAACUGGCUCAUAAACCCAAGAUAAAUCAAUGCUUUAGUAACCCAAGAUAAAUCAAUUCCAUUAAAAGGGAUUUUGGUCUUCCUCAGUUUGUAACAAUAAAACACAUGCGACACUUUCCAGUUGAGGCCCCUGUCUUCAUCUAGAGUUGGGAAAUAUGAAUAUAACCGUAGCAAUCAGUACUACGUAACCGUUUUGUUUUACAAACAUAAUCGUCUCACAUGCCACUGUAUAAGUUUUGACACUGAUAUUUCAUCCUACCGAAAUCAAUAUAUAUAUAAAGGAGGAUUAGAGGCAUGCUGAUGUGGGAUGCCUCAAAAUCCAGCGUUCCUAUUUAUCUAAUUUCUGUUUUUUUUAGCUUUUACCACAUUGUUUUGCAUUUUUCCCUUUAAAAAAAGGCUUUGUAAAAUUAAAAAUAAUCGUUUCGGUUUCAACUUUACUGCGCAAUGAAGGCAAAUAAAAAACAUUUAAGAAUGGAGACUUUUGCCUUUUCAAGUUCUCCAUUCUUAGACGUUCACGGUAUUGUAUAUAUGGACAAUUACAAAAUGUUUCCAAGUCAAUCUUGAGAAAUAGUGUGAAUUAUAUUCCAAUUUUAAUCGUGGAUAAAUUUCAAUAUUGGGACUUGGACUUCGAUGUUAUCUGGGUAUGAGAAAUAUGGGGGGUUUUGUGAUGCUGUUGAUGUGUUUGAAGCAAUGCCUGAGAAGAAUGUCAUGUCUUAUAAUGUGAUGUUGAGUGGGUAUUUGGGGAUUGGUGAUUUUAUGAGUGCAUGGAAGGUGUUUGAUGAAAUAGGUGAGAGAAAUGUUGCGUCUUGGAACGCGAUGAUUAAUGGGUAUGUGAAGGUGGGUAGGAUGAGGGAAGGGUGUUAGUUGUUUGAUGAAAUGUCGGAGAGAAAUGAGGUGUCGUAUACAAUUAUGAUUUCGGGGCGUGUUGGGGUAAGUGAGUUUGAGGAAGCGUGGAGGUGGUUUGUGGAUAUGCGUAGGAGGGGAGUGAUGCCGGAUCAGAAUGUGUUCUUGGUGGUUUUUUCGGUGGUUAUUGGAUUGGAUAAUGUAGUGACCCUUGCAAUUUAGUGACAUUGGCUAUGAAAAUGGGGUAUAGCGAGGAUGUUGUAGGAACUGUGAUUUUGAAUGCAUUCACGUGAGUUGGGAAUUUGGAUAUGGCGUUGAGGUAUUUUGGGAAUUUGCCCGAGAAGAACGAGUUACUCGUGGACAACGAUGAUUUCAGCUCUCUCGCAAUGUGGUAGGUUGGAAGAUGCAGUUGCACUGUAUAUACAAGUUCCCGAACAGACUGUUGAGACACAAACUGCAAUGAUGAUUGCAUAUGCUCAGAGUGGGAGGAUAGUUGAGGCGAGGAAAGUGUUUAACGACAUUAGGAACCCAAACGUCCUUAGUUGGAAUGCUCUGCUAGCUGGAUAUAUGCACAAUGGCAUGAUUGAGGAGGCUAAGGAGUUGUUCAAGCAAAUGCCUACAAGGAAUGUAGCAUCUUGGGCGGCAAUGAUUCCUGGGGUAGUGCAUAAUGGUCAAAGUGUGGAAUCUCUGGAGUUGAUGGCUCAGAUGCAUAGAUUAGGGAACAUUCCAAGCGAUUCGAGCUUCACAAGUGCUCUUUUGGCAUGUGAAAACGUUGGAGACGUUGAGGUGGGGAGACAGAUACAUUCUCUUUCAUUCAAAGCAGGGUGCCAGUAUAAUCCAUAUGUCGGGAAUGGAUUGAUAACCAUGUAUGCUAAAUGCAAGAACUUGGAAGAUCAUGUGGAGACACUUGGCUUAAAAAGGUCAGAUGUAAUAUCCUCCCCCUCCAUCCCUGCAGGCCACUCUUAUAAUUUCAGGUUGGAGGAUGCACUGGUGCCACCUAUUUAUGGGUUUGAAGACAAUUACGAGGAGCGGACCAACAAGAUAGUGGAGGUUGUGUGAAUAUUGAGGCAAGGGUUUCCAAUACAAGAUAAGAUGAAAAUAGUAAAGAACUGCUCCGACAGCAGUUUUAAAUCUACUUGGACUACGCCAGCAAAAAAUUAAGCUCCUUUAACAUUGUCUCUAAAUUAGAUUAGAUUAGAUUAGAUUAGGUUAAUUCUUUGCGUAGGAUCCGAAGGCUUGAGUUCGUUUGGGAUGAUGAAGAACAGUUUGAUGAUGUUUCUAGACGCCGCUCCAAGUUGCAAGAAAGCUGAUGCCUGAAUGUGACACCAAGAAAGGGAAAAAUUCACUUCUUAAAGCUGACUAUGAUGGAUGGCUUUUAUAUACUGCUGCCUCUGCUGGGGACUUGGCUUUCGUUCAAGAAUUGCUUGAAAGAAGCCCACUUCUGGAAUUUGGAGAAAGUGAAUAUGGUGUCACUGAUAUAUCAUAUGCUGCUGCUAGGAGUAAAAGUUGUGAUCUUUUUAGGGUUCUGUUAGAUUUUGCUAUCACCCUGAUGUUUUUGGUGCGUGAUGGUGGAGAGAUGGAUAAACACAUUGCUGAGGUUCCAUCUGCUUAUAAAUGGGAGUUUGGGAGAUGAUGAAUAGAGCAAUUCGUGCCGCUGCUAGAGCAAGUAAUCUGCAGGUACCGAAGGAGCUUCUGCUGACUGCUGUGAUGAUAUCUUGGCUUAUAGAGACAUUCAGGGUGCAACUCCCUUGCAUGCUGCUGCUGGCAAGGGCCAGGUUGAGGUAUGACUUGCUUGCUUUUCACUUUGAGCUUUUUGCAUUGAUAUUUCCUUAGCCUGUCUACUUCUAAUUCAAGAUGUGAAUAUAGCUGGGAUAUUUGACCUAAACUUUAUGAUAUACACUGCACACUUGACACACCUCACAGCAAAAAACACACACUAACAAAAAACAAGGGAGUAAUCUCCACACACCUCACAGCAAAAACAGACACUAACAGAAAACGGGGGAAAUAUCAGGCGAAAAAUGGUAGAGAAAUAUGGAGUGAACAGGAGAGAAACAGAGAGAGAGAGCAGCCCUUCUAAUUUUUUUUAAUGUUAGCUUAUAAGUUUUUCCCUUUGACCAUUCAAGUGUUGUGUUAAUAAAAUAUUUUUCUUCUGCAUCCAACUGUAUAUAUGUCAACCAAGAUUGCUUUUUUGCUUUCUCAGUUUAUUAACAACUGUAGAUGAGAUUUGUUUGUUUGUUGUUGCGUGCCAUAUUUGUGGAAAAAUUUAGGGUGAAUGGAUGUUGAGGUUGAUAACAGGAAGACCAGGGCCAAGUGGAUUUGGAUCAGCUACCACUGCUGAGCAAGUUACAGGUUCCAAUCUUACUGCUAUUGUUACAGGUUUCAUUUUUAAUCUCAUUUGUGUAAAAAAUUUCUGCUUUUAUGGAUCUUUUCCAUGGGCUGAUUGGGGACAGCCCGUGUAGCACAAGUUCUAUUUGCUCUGUCAAUACCAAGCAGCAAGCAGACAUUGUUGCUUGCUACCUUCAAGGUGUUGAUACCCAUGCUCUUCCUAGGAGUAAGUUUGUUCUGCCCCUUUUCUGUCUUCAGCAUCGUUGGAUCUCAAAUCUUAAAAUUGCUAAUAAACAAGUUGUACUUCUGUGGGCAAUUCAGGUUUUCCAACAGAAGAAAGCUAGAGCAAGAUAAUUCGGGUGUUUCUAAAAAGGAUAGAGAGGUGACAAACUCCUUGGCAUCAAUUUCAUGUAGAACUGAUUUGAACUCUCAUGAUGAUUGCUGAACUUUCUUAUAUUUAUUCAAUAGCAUGGAUAAAAAAAAUCUUUAAUGCUCUAUAUUGACAAGCUGCUGCCGAUUAUAUGAAGGUGGUCGAGGUAUCCUUCAUGAAGAAAAUCCGUGUUCCAGUACAAAUAGAUCAACAGGUGCUUCCGCUGAUGCAUAUGGUGAAAGUGGGUGUGCGUCUUGCACUCCUCGUAUUAUCUUUUGGUACUCAAGAAGGCUGGCGAACUUAAGUGUAAUCGCUGGGGCUGUUUUCUGGAAAUAGAUUGGCUGCGUGCUGUAAUGCUGAAGAGACGAUUUGCUGACACCAUCAUCAAAGCGAAACAGAAAUCCCUUCCUGUUGAUGUAAUGCCUUGCCUUUUCCUCGUAGAGCUUUGUUGCAUACAUUAUUUAAAGUUGAUUCACAACUGUUUUAUUUUCUAAAAAUCAGGGUGAUAGGGCUGAUUUGCAUAAAAUGCAGCAGGAAAGAGCACAACUGGAAAAUAUUGAUGUUUUUCAGUGGGAAUUGUUGCUAUUGUUCGUUAUUAUAGAUUGUUUUUAAUGGCAAAAAAUUCCCCAUUCUGGUUUUC
This is a messenger RNA of Capsicum annuum, 7068 nucleotides long. Its product is annotated as SEC1 family transport protein SLY1. Gene Ontology annotation, molecular function: NADP binding; N,N-dimethylaniline monooxygenase activity; flavin adenine dinucleotide binding. Gene Ontology annotation, cellular component: Golgi membrane; cytosol. NCBI's taxonomy places the organism in Eukaryota, Viridiplantae, Streptophyta, Magnoliopsida, Solanales, Solanaceae. The coding region runs from base 161 to 2023 and encodes 620 amino acids. The record is from RefSeq and is a predicted model, not a curated record. Gene Ontology annotation, biological process: intracellular protein transport; endoplasmic reticulum to Golgi vesicle-mediated transport. The transcript is spliced from 4 exons.